This is a messenger RNA of Penicillium salamii, 786 nucleotides long. Lineage: Eukaryota; Fungi; Ascomycota; Eurotiomycetes; Eurotiales; Aspergillaceae. The record is from the annotation of a GenBank genome assembly.
AUGUCUUGGGCAGGGUUUAAGAAAAAUGUCAACCGAGCGACGACACAGGUGAUGAUGAAGACGGGGCAUGUUGAGAGGACGAACGAUCGCGACUAUGAGAUUGAGGAACGGCGCUACCGGACCAUGGAGACAGCGGCGAAUCGCCUGCAGAAGGAAGCAAAGGGUUAUCUUGACUCACUACGAGCUAUGACGGCGUCUCAAAUGCGCAUCGCGGAAACCAUCGAUGCGUUCUACGGCGAUGCCGGAACCCGCGACGGUGUGAGCCGAAGUUACAAGCAGGCUGUGGAAGAUCUCGAUGCAGAGACCAUUAAGGCCCUAGACGGACCAUACCGUGCUACGGUCCUCGACCCAAUCUCCCGGUUCUGCGCCUACUUCCCCGACGUCAACGAGUGUAUCAAGAAGCGCAACCACAAACUUCUCGACUAUGAUGCGAUGCGCGCAAAGGUCAAGAAGCUCGCUGAAAAGCCCGACAAGGAUGUCACCAAGCUUCCACGAACCGAGCGCGAAGCCGAAAUGGCCAAGCAAUCCUAUGAGCAGUUGAACGAGCAACUCUUCAACGAACUUCCUCAGCUGAUCGACCUGCGUGUACCAUAUCUGGAUCCUAGCUUCGAAGCCCUUGUCAAGAUUCAGCUGCGUUUCUGCGCCGAGGCAUACUCACGCAUGGCACAGGUCCAACAGUAUCUCGAUGCUGAGACGCGCGACCAAUAUGCAAAGGGCGAUCUAGACAAUCGGGUCGAGGAAGUACUGCAGGAGAUUCGGGAUUUGAGCAUCGCAGGCACGGUCUAA